Pneumocystis murina B123 is the source of this 1491-nucleotide messenger RNA. RefSeq lists its product as hypothetical. Lineage: Eukaryota; Fungi; Ascomycota; Pneumocystomycetes; Pneumocystales; Pneumocystaceae. The transcript has 7 exons. The record is from RefSeq and is a predicted model, not a curated record. The coding region runs from base 1 to 1491 and encodes 496 amino acids.
AUGACAAACAAACAUUCUAAUCAAAAUUCAAUGGUUCAAAAAAUUCAAUCAAGCGAUAGUUUACGACAAAAGAAAAAAAAUGAAUCAUUAUCGAACUUAGAAGAGAUUAUUUCAUCAUCAGGAAACAUGGAAAGGACAUUAGAAGAUUUGUAUUAUGUUUUUUCUGGUACACCAGGUGGAUCCCUUGUUUUAAAGCAAUCUUUGGAUGAGGAUAAGAAAAAUUCUAAAAAUGCAUCCACUAUUUCCUUAAAACUUCAAAAAAAAACGUAUAAUUCAUUAGCAGCACUUGAAAGCGAUCUUUAUACAGCCGUUACAUUAUUAUUGAACAAUAUUCGCCCUACAGAUACAGAUUAUGCAUUGGUAUCAUCUUUUUAUACAUUUUCUCGAAAGCUUUUAAUACGCGAACAAAAACACAGUAUAACACAGGCGCUUGGUAGCGAUGCCAAGAAAUACACGCAAGAUUCAUUUCCAUUUAGAUCACCUAGCAAUGAAUGUCUUUUUGUUAUCAGUCCAAAUGGCCCACUAUUUUCUUCAUUAGCAGCUAAAUCUGUUUUUGAUACUAGACCCAUUAAUACAGAAGGACGUGCAUAUAUUACACAAGUUAUUCCGAAUUAUUCUGCAUCAACUAAAUCUAUUCAAACGUUUGCUAAUAUAUGCCCCGCUUCAAGUCAAUCUGAAUCAUCUGCUUUAAAAAAGCGAAAACUCAAACAUCCUACUUUGAAACUUAUACCUUCUGUAAAAUGGUUAUAUUAUAAUAGUUAUAGCUCAUAUGCACCAACAAAGGAUAUGGAAACUGCUAUUUUUUCUGAAAAACAUCUUAAUGCAGUAUGGUGGAAGCGUAAAAAUGAAAAACUUUCCAUGAAACAAAAAAAAGAAAAAGAUAUAGAAAAAGAUGCUACUAAACAAUCUGAUAUUGAUCAGCCAAGCACUUUAGAACUAGACGAAAAGCUUAUUCUUUCAUAUGAGCCUAUAAAUAUCUCAGAUGAAUUAAAAGCUUCUAAGUUAUAUAAAGAAUAUAAUGACGUCAAUAUAAAUGAAAUUGGAAAAUUAAUUCAAACACUUUCUGAAAUGCAGUCUUUAAGAAUUGCGCGUUCUCAAACGGAGGAGCCGGGAGAAUUAGAAGAACAAUUAGCCUUCCAUAUUCAGCAACUUCUUCUUAAGCAAAUUGUCUCAUUUAAUCUUCAGCCUAGAGAACUUCUUCCAAAGCCAUUGUCAUUAUCUAUGUCUUUUCUUGUUCUUGGCCCAUCUUAUACUGGGACAUUACCAAAUGUGCCACUCAUGUCUUCAGCUGAAGAAUUUCGAAAUCAACAUGGAUCUUAUUCUGAACUUCAAAACUAUACUAGAAAUGAAGGUUCAUAUAACCAAAAUUCACAAAAGAUAUCAAAUAUUCCUAUAACUUUACCAUCACUUAUACGCAAUGAUUCAUAUCGAUCAUUUCUGAAUUCUUCACUUUCUGCAUAUAGAAAAAUAGGAAAUCGCACUAAAAAAUAA